Messenger RNA from Hemiscyllium ocellatum (epaulette shark), 884 nucleotides. Its product is annotated as diamine acetyltransferase 1-like. The record is from RefSeq and is a predicted model, not a curated record. Lineage: Eukaryota; Metazoa; Chordata; Chondrichthyes; Orectolobiformes; Hemiscylliidae. The transcript is spliced from 6 exons. Gene Ontology annotation, molecular function: N-acetyltransferase activity. Bases 83 to 622 code for a protein of 179 amino acids.
CAAUGGGUUCCCUGCGCCGCUGGGUCCUAGAGAGAUCUGCGGUGUACAGGCACUGUGCUGCUGCGCUAUAUUUCAGUGAGUUAUGGCAUUCACUGUUCGGGAGGCGACAGUGGAAGACACGGUGCAGAUCGCUGCACUGAUUAAGGAACUGGCUGAAAAUGAAAACCUUUCGGAACAGGUCACGCAGGCUGAAGAAGGCCUGAUACGGGAUGGAUUCACAGAAGGUCCCUAUUACAAAAGUCUUGUGGCAGAGGUUCCAGCAGAUCAGGCGUGUCGAGGACACACUGUUGUGGGCUUUGCCUUAUACUUCCCCAGCUACGGGACGUGGAAGGGAAGAGCCAUUUACCUGGAAGAUCUGUACGUCAUGAAGGGUUUUCAUGACCGAGGAAUUGGUGAUGCACUUCUGCAGAGAGUGACGGAGAUCGCGAUACAGAACAAAUGCUCCCUGGUGAACUUUGUUGUCCGGAAUAACAACUUUCCAAGCAUUGACUUCUACCAGGCGAAGGGGGCCGUGGAUCUGACCAAGUCGGAAGGCUGGCAUCUCUUCAGGUUGGAGCAGGAACAGCUGGAAAAGCUAACAGGAGGAAAGGGGCAGAAUGUCCCGGCCUCUCCCUCUCCAUAAACAGGGAGAGCACAGAGAAUUCCCCGUGAACAGGAGAAAUCCCACCCUGGCCUUGGAGAAUGGGGAAUCCUUAUGUAAACAUGUCACGCUACAGUCAUAGCCUCCCACCAGUGUGUGGCGCUACAGGAGGCUGACCACCUGCCCAAUCAGAGAGAAACUCUCACUGAAGUAACUCCGGUGUAGAGUCCGUCCUUAACAUCCAUAAUAACCUGUUAGCCUCAUUUCUGUUAGCCUUACAAAUAAACUCAGAGACUGUUUUCAA